Messenger RNA from Amphiprion ocellaris (clown anemonefish), 4877 nucleotides. It is a transcript of the gene tnni1a, whose product is annotated as troponin I type 1a (skeletal, slow). Bases 151 to 663 code for a protein of 170 amino acids. Lineage: Eukaryota; Metazoa; Chordata; Actinopteri; Pomacentridae. The record is from RefSeq and is a predicted model, not a curated record. Gene Ontology annotation, biological process: muscle contraction. Gene Ontology annotation, cellular component: troponin complex. The transcript is spliced from 5 exons.
GGCAAGAGGUACGUCCGUUUGAUCUAUCACUGUUACUGUAAAGAAAGUGUUCAGAUUAUGAGAGAUGACUAAUUAACACCUGUAUUGAUAAUUUCCUGAAUUAUCUUGUCCAAACAGAGAAAACCAAAGAUUUCAGCCUCAAGGAAGCUGAUGCUCAAGAGUCUCAUGGUGGCAAAGGCCAAAGAGGAACUAGAGCAGGAGAUCCUAGUCAAAGAGGAGGAGAAACACAGGUACCUGGCAGAGAGAGCUCCUCCUCUGAACACCAGUGGCCUGAGCCUCGGACAGCUACAGGACCUGUGCAGAGAGCUUCAUGCCAAGAUAGAUGUGGUUGAUGAGGAGCGAUAUGACAUUGAAGCCAAAGUCAUGCUCAAUACACGUGAGAUUAAAGACCUGAACAUCAAGGUUUUGGACCUCAGGGGGAAAUUCAAGAGGCCUAAUCUGCGGCGUGUUCGGGUGUCAGCUGACGCCAUCCUUCGCUCGCUGCUGGGCUCCAAGCACAAAGUCUCCAUGGACCUCCGAGCCAAUCUCAAGUCUGUCAAGAAAGAGGACACCGAGAAGAAGAGGCCAGUGGAGGACAGUGACUGGAGGAAGAACGUGGAGGCCAUGUCAGGGAUGGAGGGAAGGAAGAAGAUGUUUGAUGCUGCUAAAGGUUCGGCCCAGUGAAGGCAGAAGGGCGGCUGGUGUCCUAUGUACAAACAGCACUCCUACACAUCUUCUCUUCAUCGUCCUUUGCAGCUUCAGUCUUUUUGUUUGGUGCUGUCACUCCUUGGUAUGCUCCUGGCAUGGAGGUGAGAAGACUCUCCUGAAGGGUUUUCUGGUCUUUUGAUUGCGUUUAUCUGAAUUAUUUGUAUUAUUCUCAUAACUGCUAUUGCAGACAUUUAGGCUUAUAUUUGUACAGAAUUUGUACAGCAAUGUCACAAGACCUAUCUACCCAUCUAAUCAAACGUGGAUAGUACUGUAUGUUAACCAUCAGGAUAUGAUAGCAAAUGACUUGGCAAAAAUUCAACUGCAUAUUUUAUACUGUUGCUUGGGGAUGAACUGUAACUACGUGCUGUGGAUUUGCGACCCGAAACAAAAUGUUGUACACUUUAUCAGCUGGAUUUACAUAUGAACUGACACAACAAUAAAAAAAAAUAUAUAUAUAUAUAUAUAUACAUUGAACUACUUGUGAUACUUUUUGUCAUCAAUUUGUGCUUAGUGAACAUUUACUGGAUUCAAUAAUGCCCUCUAUAUGUCUAAGAUGUUUAAAAUACUUUGCUUGAAAUUAUAAUUUGCGUUUUUCCACAAAAGGUUAAAGCAAAUAGUAGAAAUUGUAAAUUAAAUCUAGAGUAGAUCAUUGCUGAUACUAGAAAAUCCUGACUAUAAAUAUGCAAAUAAUUUCCGCGUCCAGUUAAACAGUGAAACACAAAAAUGUACCCUACUUCACUGAAAAAUCCAUUUUCAUUUUAUUUGCAUUUGCGGUUUUUGACCUUCAAAGUUCUAAAUUUCUUAAAGUCAAACUUAAAGUGGUCACAGAGAAAGUUUGGCCCUGAAAAUAGACUUGUAGUGUUUAAAUGUACAUCAUGCUGUGUGAAGGUAACAUCCAAGUGAAAUAACAAUAAGAAAAGCGCAUUUUUGAAUGGCAGCACACUUUAAGAAAAAAAAAACGUUAAUCUUUAAAAAAGGCCAGUCUUCUAGUUACAGCUGCCUUCCCUUUAUAGUACUACAGGCUUCAUGUGGUAGAUAUGAUAUAAAACAAACAUAUAGAUGAUACAUUUUUGCGGGUGAGAUAAUAACAAAUAGAUUCUUGUGGCAAAAGUAGCAACCACUGUUAAAAAUGAAUUUUACUUUUCUAUUUUAGGGGUCGAAGGUCAUUUUGUUGAGUCCCAACUGUAAAAGUCGCUCACUGAAAUCAUGCUCAGUCUCAUGUGUUUUUAACCAGAGACUGAAAUAUCCCAACAAGUACUGUUUUGAUUGACAUAAAUCUUGAAAAGAUGCAAAUUUUGAUGACCCUCAAAUUAUGUGGCUUUUAUUAAUUGGCUUUAAUUACAACUAUUUGACGAUGUAAUGAAACAAUUCAGUACACACUGGAUGGAUUUUUCUGAAAUUUAGUUUUUCUUCUUCACAGAAUGAAUGCAUUUUUUUUAAACUUAGACCAUUCUUAUCAUUAUUCUUGCCAGUACUUAGGAUUUUGACAAAAUCCUUGCAAAACUGAUGCAGCCUCAGCUGUAUAUUGUAUUUAAUGCUAAGAGGUAAUGGCUAACAUGUUAAUCUCCUUAAUUAUGUUCUGAUUGUAAACGGCUAACAGCUUGUUGGUAUUGUCAGUAUUAGCAAGGUGUCAUUUAGUGUCACUGCUUAGCUCAAAGCCCCACAACCUCACAGAGCUGCUAGCAUGACUCUAGACUGUUAUUAGAAGAACGUUAGAUGAACAUACAGACAGAAUAAACCUAUAAAUCCAAGAUAUCUUUCAACAAGAGGCACUUUUGCAGCAGAGUUGUAUUUAUCCCCUUGGAAGGUUUUACUCCCACUUAUUUGCUUUUCAACAUUGAAUUAUGGUUAAAAUAUAGAGCUUUUUGACAAGAAUUUACAAAAAAGAUUCCUUCAUGUCCAAGUCGCAACAGACUGACUGAAAAUAUAAAACAUAAAAUAAUUGUUUGCAGAAGUAUUCCCCACAGAGAAGCCACUAUUGAGUAGAUGCACCUUUUCCCGCAAUUAUAGCAAUGAGUGUGUGAAUAGAUCUCAAUCAGCCUUGCAGAUAUGGGCACUGCAGUGUUACCCAGCAUGCUUUGCUAUCCAUUCUGACCCUCAGUCCUCUGCACUGUUACAUCACAUAUGCUGUGGUGACUCCCUUGGGUGUAAACAAGCUUGAGCCACUGAGAGUGCAGAAACAGAGUACAGCUCAUGUCUCACUACAGACUGUGACAGUGAAAUAUUCUGAGAAAACAGUGUUUCAAUUACAGUAUAUACAUAGUGCAUGAAACAAUAAGCACUUUGUGAUGACAGUUGUAAUAUACAUGAUGUUAUCACACAUUGAACAUUACAUACCAUGUUGGUCGCUGACAGGUGUAAAUACAAUAAAGAAUAGAAUCACUCUAUAAAAAAAUCAAUAAAGAUCUUCAUUUGAAAACCAAUGCCAUAUCAUAUUUGUAAUAUCUUAGAGAAGUACAACUUACUGAGAAUUUGAGAAUUUUUCUAAAUUUUAAAUGUGCUUGUUUGAUCUACAAUGUCUUAAAUGGACUUGCCCCAACCCCCAUGUCUGAUUUUCUUCAAAGAAGGGCUCAUGGCGGUCUGAGGACCAGAGCCUCCUCUAGAUGGGACUGUGACGUCCCACACAGAAAAACAGCCUUUGGACAAAAUGCUCUUUCAGUGAAGGCCACUAAUAUCUGGAACAGUCUUCCACUCUCCAUAAGGGAGUGUCCCACGUUAGCAACUUUCAAAACUCACCUUAAACAGUGGCUGAAAGUGAACCAGUCUUGCGACCAAUGACCUUUAACUUCUUUGUUAUUUUUUGUUAUGUGCUUUUAUUGUGACCUAUUGUCCUAUGCUUCACAAUUAUGUCUUUUUUUUUUAUCUGCCUAGGGACUGUGGAUGAAAAUAAGCACUGUUGCUAUAAUGUGGCAUAUUUUUGUCUAUUGCUCUCUAAAUAGACGUUCAUUAAUGUGCACCGUCCCUAUCAAAAAAUAAAUGCCCAUAAAGUAAAACUGUGAUUUGGAACCCAGCUACAGUGUCUAGUCUGAAAGCUCAAUUUUGGUCUCAUCAAACUAAAAAAACAUCUUCCAGUUGACUUCACACUGUCUUCUGGUGAACUCUAAUCCAGCUUUAAUACAAGCUUUUUCCAACAGUGAUUGUCUUUCUGAUACUUUGGCUGGAGAAGAACAGACAACACUGGGUGUACACAAAGUCUCUCCCAUGUCAGUAACUUCACUCUUAGAGGAGUCAUAAGUGUCUUGGUGGCCUCAAUCACUAGUCUCUUUCUUGCACAGUCACUUACUUGUUGAGGACAGCUUGUGCUGGGCAAACGUACGUAUGUGACAUAUUACUUCCCCUUUUAAAUGAUGAAUUUAACUGGACUCCUGUGUUAAAUUAGCCGAGUCACUUCAACGGGGGUGAAUUCUAAUGCAGCAACUUAUUUUAUAUUUAUAAACAUGACAUUACUUCCCAGAAGCCAGUUUUCAACAUGACAUGAACAAAUCUAUUUUGUAAAUUCUUUUCAGAUAAGACAAAUUAUACUGACCAUGAUGUAAUGUUGAAAAUCUAUAAUAGUGGGGUGAAUUUAUAAAUACUGUAUGCUUGUAUGCCAGAUGUCCAGGACAGAAUCAUUUCCACAGCUGUAAAACAGUCCUCUUUGCUUACUGUCUGUUUUGCAUGCUUAUAAAGCACCCUCUGUGUGAAGGAAAAAUUACUCUCUUUUCCUUUAUUGAGGUAUUUCCUCGCAGCUGUUAGCUGAAGACAUCAUGCAGGUUGCAUCUGUCAACUGCAGUCACCUUGAAUGAAGUUGUAGAACCUAUAGAUCACCUCAAACUGUCCUGUAGGUUAUCACCUUUACCCUCUGUUCCUAUUUGCUUCUCCCAAACUGAAGCUGUGAGAACAUUCAGGCCCUCUCUGUCCCUAAUAUGACCCUGAGAAAGGCAGAUGCUGCAAAAGAAGCUACAUGAGAGAGAAACAACUGCUGUAGGAAAAACAUGACUUGGUUAAGAUUAGAUAUUGUUUAGUCUGACAUUACCGAGUAGAUAAGUUGUCUCCGUAUUUUGCUGUAAUCUACAUAUGGAAUUCCUCCCAACUCAAUAUAUACCCAAGGUUGAAGAGAAUCCUCAGAAUUGAUGCUGCCAGUGCUGACAUCACUGUGUUGCUGGUCAUGUCACUUCUCCUGAUAUCAGUAAACUUUAUUCUCAACAGAA